AUGACUCGCCAUACAAAGAAAAGAAAACAUUUACAAAAAAUUACCAAAGAUCGUGAACCUAAAAAACAAUGUUGUAGCAUUUAUAUGCUUAGUGAUUCUUUGAGUCAUAAAGAAUUAAAAAAUGUUCAAAACCACAUUAAUUC
Messenger RNA from Racocetra fulgida, 143 nucleotides. The record is from the annotation of a GenBank genome assembly. NCBI's taxonomy places the organism in Eukaryota, Fungi, Glomeromycota, Glomeromycetes, Diversisporales, Gigasporaceae.